CCCGGGCCAUGGCCGCCGCCGAUGCUGAGGUCACCAGUGUUGUAAUUGUUGUGCGUCCUUCAGGAUAUUUAUUUCCAUUUGAUUUCAGUGGAUUCUGAAGAUGGAUCACCACUCUCAUUCAGAUGAAAUUCUUUGGAGAGAACUUUAUUUUCAAACAGGCUGUUCCGGCAAAGGGGGAGCCCAAGCAGGACUGCUGUGUGAGAACUGAGCUGCUGAGAGCAGAGACGUCUAUGGCUGCUGACGAAGGUGCAGCAGAGAAGCAGGCAGGAGAGGCCCACAUGGCAGCCGACGGAGAGACCAAUGGGGCUUGUGAAAAGAAUGAGGCCAGCAGUCAUCUGAAUGCAGCAAAACACACUCAGGAGAGCACAAAAGUCAGCCCACAGGAAGGAACCAAUAAACUAACGUGGAUAGCGGAAAAUGGAGUUCCAGAAAGAGACACAGAAGUGGGGAAGCAAAACCAUGUCACAGCUGACGACUUCAUGCAGACUUCUGUCGUUGGCAGCAAUGGGUACUUCUUAAGUAAGUCGGGCCUGCAGGGGCAGACCUUGAGGACUACUAGCACCCUGGCCUCUUCGCUUCCUGGCCAUGCUGCGAAAACCCUCCCUGGAGGGGCUGGUAAAGGCAGGACUCCAAGCGCUUUUCCUCAGACACCAGGUGCAACAUCCCCUGUGCUCGGGGAAGGGAGCAUGGACGUGGAGGACAGGAAGCCCCCAGCCCCAGGUGCUGACGUCAAAGUCCACAGGGCACGCAAGACCAUGCCGAAGUCCAUCAUGGGCCUGCAUGCAGCCAGCAAGGAUCCCAGAGAAGCUCGAGAAGCUCGGGAAGCUCGGGACCAUAAGGAACCAAAAGAGGAGAUCAACAAAAGCAUUUCUGACUUUGGACGACAGCCGCUCUUACCGCCUUUCCCACCCCUUCAUCAGUCUCUACCUCAGAACCAAUGCUACAUGGCCACCACGAAAUCACAGACAGCUUGCUUGCCUUUUGUUUUAGCAGCUGCAGUAUCUCGGAAGAAAAAACGAAGAAUGGGAACCUAUAGCCUGGUUCCUAAGAAAAAGACCAAAGUAUUAAAACAGAGGACGGUGAUUGAGAUGUUUAAGAGUAUAACUCAUUCCACUCUGGGUCCGAAGGGUGAGAAGGACCUGGGCGACAGCACCCUCCACGUGAAUGGAGAGAGCCUGGACAUGGACUCGGAGGAGGAUGACUCAGAGGAACUGGAGGACGACGAUGGGCAUGGGGCUGAGCAGGCAGUCACAUUCCCCACCGAGGACAGCAGGACCUCAAAGGAGAGCAUGUCUGAAACCGACCGCACCCAGAAGAUGGAUGGGGAGUCUGAGGACGAGCCAGAGUCGGUGGACACGGGGGAGGAAGAAGAAGGCGGUGAUGAGUCUGACUUGAGUUCCGAAUCCAGCAUCAAGAAGAAAUUUCUCAAGAGGAAAGGGAAGACUGACAGCCCCUGGAUCAAGCCAGCCAGGAAAAGGAGGCGGAGAAGUAAAAAAAAAACCAGCAGUGUGCUCGGUUCUGAGAUAUAUAAGUCGUCUUCAGGAAUCACAGAGCCGAUGGCACCAGAAGGCAGCGCGGGGUAUGUGGAGGUUUCUCUGGACUCCCUGGAUCUCCGUGUCAAGGGGAUUCUGUCCUCACAAGCGGAAGGGCUGGCCAAUGGUCCGGACGUGCUGGAGACAGAUGGACUCCAGGAGGUGCCUCUCUGCAGUUGCCGGAUGGAGACGCCGAAGAGCCGUGAGAUCAGCACCCUGGCCAACAACCAGUGCAUGGCCACCGAGAGCGUGGACCGAGAAUUGGGCCGGUGCACCAACAGCGUGGUCAAGUAUGAGCUGAUGCGCCCGUCCAACAAGGCGCCGCUCCUGGUGCUGUGUGAAGACCACCGGGGCCGCAUGGUGAAGCACCAGUGCUGUCCCGGCUGCGGCUACUUCUGCACAGCGGGUAAUUUCAUGGAGUGUCAGCCUGAGAGCAGCAUCUCUCACCGUUUCCACAAAGACUGUGCCUCUCGAGUCAAUGAUGCCAGCUACUGUCCCCACUGCGGGGAGGAGACCUCCAAGGCCAGAGAGGUGACGAUAGCGAAGGCAGACACAACCUCUACGGUGACUCCAGUGCUCGGACAGGAGAAAAGCUCAGCCCUGGAGGGCAGGGCUGACACCACCACGGGCAGUACGGCCGGGCCACCGCUGGACGACAAGCCACAUGGCGCAGCCCCCCAGGUGCCUGAGGGCUUAGAUCCAUCGGGACCUGUUGGGCUGGUUCGGCCAACUCCUGGCCUUCCCCAGGGACCAGGGAAGGAGACCUUGGAGAGUGCUCUGAUCGCUCUGGACUCGGAAAAACCCAAGAAGCUCCGUUUCCACCCAAAGCAGCUAUACUUCUCCGCCAGGCAGGGGGAGUUGCAGAAGGUGCUGCUCAUGCUGGUUGAUGGAAUCGAUCCCAACUUCAAAAUGGAGCAUCAGAGCAAGCGCUCACCCCUGCACGCCGCAGCGGAGGCCGGCCACGUGGACAUCUGCCACAUGCUGGUCCAGGCGGGCGCCAAUAUUGACACCUGCUCGGAGGACCAGAGAACCCCAUUGAUGGAGGCAGCAGAGAACAACCAUCUGGACGCAGUGAAGUACCUUAUCAAGGCUGGGGCACAGGUGGACCCUAAGGAUGCAGAAGGCUCCACGUGUCUGCACUUGGCUGCCAAGAAAGGCCACUAUGAUGUCGUCCAGUAUCUGCUUUCAAAUGGACAGAUGGAUGUCAACUGCCAGGAUGACGGGGGCUGGACACCCAUGAUUUGGGCCACCGAAUAUAAGCAUGUGGACCUUGUGAAGCUGCUGCUGUCCAAGGGCUCGGACAUUAACAUCCGGGACAACGAGGAGAACAUAUGCCUGCACUGGGCGGCAUUCUCCGGCUGCGUGGACAUAGCUGAGAUCUUGCUGGCUGCCAAGUGUGACCUCCACGCUGUGAACAUCCAUGGAGACUCACCCCUGCACAUUGCUGCCCGGGAGAACCGCUACGACUGCGUGGUCCUCUUUCUUUCUCGGGAUUCAGAUGUCACCUUAAAAAACAAGGAGGGAGAGACACCCCUGCAGUGUGCAAGCCUCAACUCCCAGGUGUGGGGAGCCCUGCAGAUGAGCAAGGCUCUGCGAGACUCGGCCCCCGACAGGCCCAUCCCUGUGGAGAAGACGGUGAGCAGAGACAUUGCUCGAGGCUACGAGCGGAUCCCCAUCCCUUGUGUCAAUGCGGUGGAUGGGGAGCCGUGCCCCAGCAACUACAAGUACGUCUCUCAGAGCUGUGUGACAUCCCCCAUGAACAUCGACAGGAACAUCACGCAUUUGCAGUACUGUGUGUGCGUGGACGACUGCUCCUCCAGCAACUGCAUGUGCGGCCAGCUCAGUGUGCGCUGCUGGUACGACAAGAAUGGCCGGCUCCUGCCAGAGUUCAACAUGGCGGAGCCCCCCUUGAUCUUCGAGUGCAACCAUGCCUGCUCCUGCUGGAGGAAUUGUCGGAACCGCGUUGUGCAGAAUGGCCUUAGGGCCAGGCUACAACUCUUCCGGACACGGGACAUGGGCUGGGGUGUGCGGUCUCUGCAGGACAUCCCCCUGGGCACCUUUGUCUGCGAGUAUGUCGGGGAGCUGAUCUCUGACUCAGAAGCCGAUGUUCGGGAAGAAGAUUCUUACCUUUUUGAUCUUGACAAUAAGGAUGGUGAGGUGUACUGCAUCGACGCACGUUUCUACGGCAAUGUCAGUCGCUUUAUCAACCACCACUGCGAGCCCAACCUGGUGCCAGUGCGUGUGUUCAUGUCCCACCAGGACCUGCGCUUCCCCAGGAUCGCCUUCUUCAGCACCCGCCCAAUCCAGGCUGGAGAGCAGCUGGGGUUCGACUAUGGAGAGCGCUUCUGGGACAUCAAAGGCAGGCUCUUCAGCUGCCGGUGCGGCUCAGCCAAGUGUCGGCACUCAAGCGCGGCCCUUGCCCAGCGACAGGCCAGUGUGGCCCAGGAGGCCCAGGAAAACGGCCUGCCGGACACCAGCUCCGCAGCUGCUGCUGACCCUCUAUGAGACGCUGCAGGCAGUGGUAUACUCCAGGGUCAGAUGUCGGCACCGCGUUUAGAGAUGAGGGUUCUGCACUGGCCUCCAAGGGGCUGCUCUGCUGACUCCUGGAAGGGUCGGGGUGAAGCUGCAAGUCCAGGCUUAGUGGCCUGCAGGCAGGUGUGGGCACCUCCCAGCAGUGUUGGCAGACCUAAGACCUCACAUCUGGGCCCAGUGCUCAGGCUGGAGUAGACACUUAGGGCUGCCUUGCACCUUGGAAGACACUGGGAUUCCACAUUGGCAUAACCUUGUGAGUCUCUGAUGGUGGCUUUGUUGUUGCAGAGUUUCUUGUUUCUCCCUCUGAUCUCUGAGGUUCCUGCUCCACUCCUGGACUGGUUUGUUCUCCUGUCUGGUCCAGACUGUUCUAUGUGGUGCCCACCAAAGCCACCGUCACUGCAAGCUGCUCCAUUAGACCAGCUGCCCAUAUCUAUGUGGCUGGUGUCAGUUUCCGGGGAUGCACGGAGGACACUGUCUCCAUCAUGGCUUUGGAGAGGUCAGGGGCCGCGCCCACCACUAACUUUGGAGAAAGUGUGGGUUUGCUUUUUAAAAGGAAUCUUAUAUCUAGUCCUAUAUAUCGAACCUCUAACUGGCGUUUCUUUUCAAGGAAGUGGUUUGGUGGGUGCCGGCGGACUCCAUACCAGCCCCCGCCAGUUCUGUGGGCGCUGGCACCUUCUGUUGAUUUUUUUUUAAGCCACAUGCUAUGAUGAUGCAUAAACUGAUUUAUUUUCUACCAUUACUGAACAUUAGGACAAACAAAAUAAAAAAACACAAAACACAGACAACGGUGCUGAUUCUGGUGUGGUUUCUACUCACCAUGUGAAAAAAAACUAUCAACUGUAUAAAGAGAACAAAGUGAUUUUAGAAUAAAAUGCAGGAAAAAACUUUUUUUAAAAUGUUAGUCUUGUAGUGUGAAUAAAUUUGCCAUCACCUUUUGUGUGAUGGCCUGGCAGGUCAUAUUCUUCUUCUUCUUCUUCUUCUUUUUUUUUUUCUUUUUUUUGCAUAUACCUUUUAAAUACUGUAAUUAGUGCAGUAACAGUGGGGUUUUUUUGUGCAACUCUUCUAAAACAUUCAUAAUGCAGUCAUGUUUAUUUUUUCUGUUAAAAAUGUUUUUGACAGUUUUAAGAGCAAUCUUUUGGCUCAGACCAUUUCUUGUUCUGUUUUCAAUGAAAUCAAUAAAAAAAAAAAAAGAAGUACUUUAAA
This is a messenger RNA of Nycticebus coucang (slow loris), 5267 nucleotides long. RefSeq names its product euchromatic histone lysine methyltransferase 1 (gene EHMT1). The transcript is spliced from 29 exons. Bases 123 to 4037 code for a protein of 1304 amino acids. Gene Ontology annotation, molecular function: zinc ion binding; p53 binding; histone H3K9 methyltransferase activity. NCBI's taxonomy places the organism in Eukaryota, Metazoa, Chordata, Mammalia, Primates, Lorisidae. Gene Ontology annotation, cellular component: nucleus. The record is from RefSeq and is a predicted model, not a curated record.